This is a messenger RNA of Cyprinodon variegatus (sheepshead minnow), 22427 nucleotides long. RefSeq names its product nesprin-2-like. NCBI's taxonomy places the organism in Eukaryota, Metazoa, Chordata, Actinopteri, Cyprinodontiformes, Cyprinodontidae. Gene Ontology annotation, biological process: signal transduction. Gene Ontology annotation, molecular function: protein binding. The record is from RefSeq and is a predicted model, not a curated record. Gene Ontology annotation, cellular component: membrane.
GCAGCCGGCAACAGCAUGGCUUCAGGAUCAGAGGAAGACGAUGGAGUUAUUCCCCUGGACAUUGAUAAUGUUCACAUGCUCUUACAAGUGGAGCAUGAACAGAUCCAGAAAAGGACAUUUACCAACUGGAUAAAUGCUCAACUUGCCAAGAGAUGUCCACCUUCAUAUGUGUCAGACCUGUUUUUGGACCUCAAAGAUGGUUCCCGGCUGCUGGAUCUGUUGGAAGUGAUGAGCGGUCAGUCAAUGAAAAGACAGAGAGGUCGAGGAGUUUUCCAGCAGAGGGCCAACAUUGAGACAGCACUAAACUUUCUCAAGAGAAAAUCUAUCAAGCUGGUGAACAUAAAUAUUCCAGACAUCAUAGACGGACGUCCAUCCAUCAUUCUUGGCCUCGUGUGGACCAUCAUUCUCCGCUGUCAUAUUGAGGAGCUGGCCAGUGCUCUGUCCUUUAGCUCCCGCCAUUCCUCCCUCGACUCUGUAGCGAGCUUAGACUCCUGGUCUGGAAGCCCCAUCCCAGCCAGUCCAGUCCCUUCUGGUCGGGUAUCACCUCUUCACCGACGGUUCCGCGUUUCCGCCAAAAAGGCCCUGCUCAUGUGGGUCAGGGACCAAUGCAAAAAGGUUAAUUGCACCGUCAACGUGAAAGACUUUAAGUCCAGCUGGAGAAGUGGGGAGGUCUUUCUGGCCAUCCUGUGCUCACUCAGACCAGAACUGGUGGAUCUAUCAAAGACCCAGACCAGAAGCAGUCUGGAGAACUUGGAAGAAGCCUUUCAUCUGGCUGAAAGGGAACUCCACAUUCCUCGCCUCCUGGACCCCCAAGAUGUUGAUGUUAAGGAUCCUGAUGAAAAGUCCAUUAUGACUUAUGUUGCCCAGUUUCUGCAGUACUCCAAUGACAUGCCGUCGCCUGAAGACCACCUGCAGGUGUCACCUAGUGAGCAGACACAGGAUGUGACUUGUUGGCUGCAGGAGGCCUAUAAGGAGAUUUCAGAAACAUGGACAGCCACAGAGGGAUCAACUUAUGCCGAAAAAUAUCAGGUAUAUGAAAGCCUUACUGCUUCCUUUGCUGAGCAGAGAAGAUCGGUUAUGCGUCUCCUUGCAGCCACACGACGAUGCCCAGAACUAGACCAAGAACAGAAAGCCCUGAGGACAGCAUGGGAGCGACUGGAGCAAGAACUCCGAAGGUGUGAAGCCGAUGUGGAGCAGAGUCUCCCUCCUCCUCUGGACUCGGUCGCCAUGUGGCUGCAGAGAGGAGAGGCUGCGCUAACAGAAGAGGGAAGGACAGCGAAAGAUCAUGCAGAAGCUGCCAAACAGGCAAGAGCAAAGCAAGACCAACUAAAGACAUUAAUCAAGGAGAUGAAUCAUUAUGUGAAGCUCACUGAUACUUAUCAUAAUGUGGAUGAUUCCGGAAAUAUGGCAGUGCCUCAAGAAAAGCUUGGAGACAUAAAGAACCGUGUGACUGGCAUUCGAGUUUCUGCAAAAUAUGAAAUCAUAAAACUAGAAUAUGAGGAAAAUUACCACACGGUGCUGGAUCUCCUGAGAGAAGUCAGGGCGAAGGUCCAGACCUGGAAAGCUCCUUACACAUCCCAGGAGUCCGUUCAGGUUCUUCUGCUCGACUGGCAUGAAACAAUAGAGCAUCAGGGAUUGCUCUUAAUUUUGAUAGAUGCUCUCCAAAGCUUGAAGGACAAGAUGAAUGUUUAUACCAGCAAAGCUUCUCUAGGUGGAAAUUCCCAGCGUGUCACUCGUCAGGUGAAGGAAGCAGAAAGCGAAGCAGAGCAGGUGAAACAGAGUACGGCGACUGCUAAGGAAAUGAUGGAGAGAGUGGUGUCUGCAUGGGAUGUGUACAGUAAGAGCCUUUCUUCUCUUGAGGCAUGGCUGGCUCAAUCUACAGCUGCAGAAACGCAGGGUGUGAGCGAGUGGGCUUCAUGUCAUGCUCAGUUAAAUGAGGUGGGAAACUUCCUUAUUGAAAUGACAGAAGCUUCGGUUAGAGUCACUUUGGUGAAACAAAUCAGCAAAGUCAACCUGCAGUGGGCUGAACGCAUGAAAAAGACUGUGUUUGAAGUACUUUCAGUACCCAAAGUUGGUUCCUCUUCUAUCCAGAUGUCAGAUUCAUUAAUACAAGAGGCUAACUUGCUCAUGAGACUGCCACUGGAGGUAUCUUCAGUCCCUUUGAAGGAUAUGAGACAAAAACUACAGUCCAUGAGAACAAAGCUUGGAGAGGUAGAUGUGUCGUCUAACAUCCCUUCUGCAGACCUUCAAACACCCCUUAAAGAAAACCUGAAGAAAACUCUCCUAAAGCUUGCUGAAGCCGAAAGGUUGUGUGGGGAACUGCAGAGAGGAGCAUCCAAACUUGAAGGAUGUGUGGCUGAACUGGAUCACUGGAGCACAGAAGCCCUGGACUGUUAUGAGCAGCUGAUGGAAAAGAAACGCAAAGGAGGGCGCUCUGCAUUUGAUUCUGCUGCCAAAGUGUUAAUCUCUCGUGGGAUGAUGCUAACACAGCAGGUGGUAGCUGAGUGGCAGUGCCUGGAAGACUUUGUUUCUGAGCAACAAAAAGCCUCUUUGCAACAUUUAAGUACAGCUGACAUGCAGGUCCGGAUUGCAGCCACCGUCUCUCAAACUCAAGAGAUACUUGAAAAGUUAAGUUCCUGUGGAUUCAAGAAGCAAAUUGGUGACUUCUGUGAACAGAUACAAUUGUCUGAAACUCUCCAUCCACAAACUGGGUCAUAUGUUCAGGCCAGAACCAAACAGAUUGUUCAGGCCAGAACCAAACAGAUUGUUAAUGUUAAACGGCAAAUUCCAGAACUGGUUCAGGUUCCUGAUCAGGGAACAACACGUCCGCAGGUUUCAAAACUCCAGCCAUCAAGCACAGAGGAGAGGAAAGGGACUGUAUCCCUGGUGGAAAUAAAAACCACGCCUGAGCCUGUCAUGGUACCAUUACGCCAGCAUCAGUGUUCUGUUCAAACUGAACGUCCUGCUCUGUCUAUACAUGCAGCAGGGUCAGUUACAGUGGAAACGAAGCGUGCAUCUUAUUCACACGGUCAAAGUAUCAAACAAAAGUCGGGAACAGCGUCACAACCAAACAUCAAACUGGCACCAAGUCAAACCCAGCCACCGCCGAUGAUCCGCAGUGAGGUUCAUUCUAAAGCCCAGUCGAUGGCCAGGAGCAGACUGGAGAAGGCCAGGGUUCGCCUGCAGGGACGCAUACAGCAAGCUAUAAAAUUAUUCGGUGGCAGAGAGAUGACUGAGUCACACAUCAAGAAAAAACAGAAAGCUCUUAACAUUCUUCAGCCUGCCAUGCUCGAGGAGUUUCUGGGGGCAGUGGAAGCUUUUGGGGCCUUCUGUUCAGGGCCGCAGCUCCAGGACUUGAUGCUUCUCUCUGACUCAGUCAGAAACCAGUGGGAGGGUGUGCGCCGGGAAAUGGCUGACUUUAUUUCCAUCCAAAAAUGUAAAAUCAAAGUAGAGCAGCCAUUUUCUGUUGGUAUAACUUUUACUAAUGCUCUGCAUGAAGCUGCUGACCAGACUGACCUCAGUUCCUUGCAGCACGGCCAUCAGGACGUUACCCAGGGGACUGGGUCAAUAGAGGAACGUUUUCAAGUCCUUGGAGAACUUUGUGAAACCCUGACACUAGAGAAAUCCCCCGACUUGCCAACAGACCCACAGACAGAACCUGACAAAGAGCAGAAAACCCAACUUAGUUUGGCAACAUUCCUGCCUAAGAGCAGGGGACGGCAGCUUGAGGUAAACACCCCACUGAGUCUGGCCGACAUGCAGCCGAGCUGCAGUCUCACUCCAGUGCAGAGCCUUGACAGGGCACAACAAGACAUCUUGCCCUUAGGCAAGGGAGUGCAUGCUCAAAGACUCGAUGACGCCCUCCAGCUGCGAGUUCAGGACGUCCCAUCAGGGAAGACGGACCACCUGAUGCAGAGCCAAGGAGACGGGUGGGAGAAAAAGGAGAAGCCUUCACUACGAGCUGAAGAGCAGCUGCUGCGAGCUCGCCUGCUGCACCUUCCAGAGAGCAAUCAGCAAGCACAAAGUCACAUACAGGCAGUUGUUAGGAGUAACACUGUGGAGAGCAAACAGGAGGCAGAAUGGACCGUCAUCCCAGAACCAGCUGUCCUAACACAGAUGGAGCCCCCUCCUAAAGAGGAUCCACAAGGAAGAAAAAUAGAGCCUCUGAAAAAAGCCUCUUACCUGAUGGAGUCUGCAGACAAUUGGAGGACAAUAACAGCACAUAAACUGGAUCAGAUCGUCAGGCGCUCUGUGGACGUCUCCUCUUUAGUGUUGGUUGAAUCCACAGUGUUUUCAGAGCUUAAGGAGAUUGACGAAACACUGAAGGAGGAAAUGGGAAAGCUGUCAAAGCGGGGGUCAUCGCAGCCAUCCCUCUGCCAGCCACUUCUCAGUGAUUUUUCUCAUCUGGAGCAGCUCAGACAGCAGCUGGAGGAGGUUCAGUCCACUAUACGGGACCUGGAUAACUUCCUGGCCACCCUGAAAAACAUCAAGGCUGAGAACCCAACCCUGAUGGCGAACUGGGACCCCAAUAAAGAAGGGGAAAGACUAUCUGGACAGUCAACAAUGGCGAGACUGAAGCAUGCUACGGAGAAAUCUCAUAUUAUUGACGAUAGUUUAAAGGCAAUGGGGAUGACUCUGACCAUGGAUGGUACUUCUGUUACAUGUCAGGUGUUGGUAGACCUUGUGUUUGAGCAGAUGACAUCCAGAAGGAAAGAAAUCCAAAACAGAGAGGAUAUGGGUCUCAAAGAUACAUGGAGAAAUGAUUCAGCAAAGCAAGACCAGGGCCAGUCUGCUACAAGUGUUAAAGAAGAAGAAGAAUCAAUGUUGGAGGUCAAAAGGAUGAAACAGGAAGGAGACGAUAAAUCAGAAAUGCAAAAGCUUCAAGGAGACAAAGUUCAGGUUUGGGGAUCCGAAGAGGGUUUCUCAAAAAACAAAGACCAGAGGCAAAGAACCACCAACAGUCAGGCUGGGAGAGAUGAAAAUGAUCAUGAGAGUUUGGUUCAGAGAAAAUCUGCGUUAUUAGAUGUGCUGAGAGAGACCAAGGCAACAGCAGAGAGGCUGGAGCUAAUGGAAGCCUCAAUACCUGCUCUGCAGCAGAGGACGCGUGCUUUGACAGAGCUGGAAAGCCGUCUUGCCAACCUCGGCUCUGAGGUACAGUAUAUACGUGAUGCUUUUUCAAAACCAGGAAUUGCAGAGGAGAACCAGAGCAGUGAAUCCGAGGGUCUCUGGAAGGAGACGAUGAAAGCCACAUCAGAACGGUUGGAGCAGACUGUUUUCCUGACAGAGCUGCUGAGGAAAUUUCAGAGCAUGCACAGUGAGCUUAGUGGCACUCUGCAGAGGGCUGAGACAACCAUAGGUGAACAAGCAUCCUACAUAGGAAGAGACUACCUGCAGAGGCUAAACUCUAAGGUUAAGGAAACUAAAGAAGAGUUGAAUGGUCUUGGGGAUGACAUAGAGGAGGUCCGCUGUAUCUCUAGACAAUUUCAGUCUCUCCUGUGUCAGAUCCCAGGCUGCAACGCUGCUCCAUUUGAGAGGGAAGCAGAUGCACUCAUGGAUCGCUGGCUGGAUUUAUCUGAAAGAACCGAUUCCCACCUUGAAAACUUCCAUCUUUGUUUGACCAUAUGGGAUGGACUCCUGCAGAUGGGGGAAGAAGUGGAGAGUUGGACCAAAAGUAGAAUAGCUGUGCUUUCUCAGUGUCCAUCUUUCCAAACUGAGGACGACUUAAAGAGAUUGCAGAAUGAGAUUAUGACCCAAGAGGAGAGUGCAGAGCGUUUCCACCAAAGAGUUGCUGAGAUUCAGUCGCUGCUUCAAAGCGCAGAGACUCCUCUGGAGCUGCAGGUGGCUGAGACUCAGAUGAAUAAGAAAAUAGAGCAAGUGAAGGAGCUUUUUUUGGAAAGUAUGGAGGUGUAUAACCAGAUGGUGGCCACUAUGGGACAAAUUUCUGAAAGGAUGACAGAAUCGCUCAGCUCCCUCCAGAGGAUUCAGGACUCCCUCCACAAUCUCUCUGGUCAUGAUGUUGAGACGGUGCUGGGGAAACUUAAGGAAUUAUGUCGGCAGCUCCACACUGAAGAGGAACAGGUGCAGAGUUUGCUGGAGGAUGUGCAGGUUCUGGCCUCCAUAGCCACACCUGAGAGCCUCCAGAGUCUGUCUGUCAGUGGGAUUAAGCUGGAAGAGAAGAUCAAAAACACUCACCAGCUUUUCUCUGAAGUGGAGGAGCAGACUGAGAGGAAUAUAAAACAUCUGGACAGGCUGCGUAUGGAGAAGGAGCAGCUGGAAAAGUGGCUUCACACAGCUGAGGAAAAGGCACGGAAGGUGAAGGAUCGUUCACUUCUGCAAGAGGAAAUUCUUCAUGAAAGGGGGAGGACAGAGCUUAUAGCUAAGCUUGUAUCAUCUUUAAGAAGCAGCAACCUUCCUCAGUCUUUGCUUCUGGAUCAGAGCAGUGAACUGCUAGAACGAUACCACAACCUUCUCACAAACAUCGGAAGUGGCUUACAAGAGGCGACCACCUCGGUGACAAAUGAUUUGGAAAUAUUUCAGGGUUUGGUCAAAUCCAUUCAGUCGUGGCUUGAAGAUCUGAGACAGAGUGUGGACUUUCCUCUCGCUGAUGCUUGUGAAAUAAGGACUUCAGCAGAGCAGAGUCUUCAUUGUGCUCUGACUGUGUUAAAUGUAACAACAGUAGCAGAAGGUCGCCUAAAGGAGCUCAGAGUUACUGGAGAUUGUCUGAUCCAAAGAUUACAGGAAGAAGACCUAAAACAAAAGGUUCAGGCAACGAUUCAGAAAACAGAGGAAGAGUGGAAGAACCUUUUAGAAUCAGUUCAGCCUUAUUACAGGGCGCUGCAAGAUGAUUUAGAGCUCACCUCGCUGUAUCUGACCAGCAGACAAGAGGCCUGCUGUAAAGUGAAGGAGCUGCAGCUCCAGGCUGAACAGCUUUCUGCUCCCUUCCCCUGGCCGGGCACAGCUGAGCGUGCACAGGCCUCCCUCCUGGCCCGUCAGAUGGAGGCUGAAUCCGAAUCACUGAACUUAACCCUAAUAAACCUGGAGGAGAAGAGAAAUGAGCUGGCUAACAAAACCAGGAACCCUGUGUGGAAAGAUUUCUCCUGGGAUGAGUUAGAGACCCGUCAGUCAGCACUUAUGGCAACAAUAAAGGGUUUAUGUGCCCGGCUUGAUAAAGGUUUGAGUGAUGAAGAACACUUUGACCAGUUACUGAAAGAGUGCCGCCAUCGUUUGACAGCUCUUCAUGAGAAGACAGCAGCCUUCCAAAGCCAAAAGGACAGCUUAGGCGGUCUCAAGCCUGAUGCAGAAGCUCUGGAGGCUUUGCUGAAACAAGUUGCUGAAAUUGAAGAAGAUCUGUUAUUGCUUGUGACGCUGAGGGACUCCUUUAUAGCCUGUUCCACAGCAGAAGGCCAAGCCAGCCUUUCAGAUCAGAUCAGUACUCUUCAAAACCACAAGAGGGCAAUAGAAUGUGGCCUCAAAGAACUCAUUCAACCCUCAAUCCUGCAGGAGGAAAAACUUCAACAAGUUAGGAGAAAAGCUUUUCUCAUACAGACAGAUCUAAGCAGUCUGGCCAAAAAUGUGGAGGAGCUGUCUGUGUUGCCAGAUAUCCGCCAGGUGACACAGCAGCAGCAGGCAAUGCAGGACUGUGAUAAAAGGAUGACAGAGUUGGCUACCAGAGUUAAUGACCUGAAGAGGAUGAGAGAAACACAGGAAACGCUUCCUGCAGAGGCGGCUUUUACCAUCAGCACUGUUUUAAAAGACCUUUCCAGCCUCAAGUCAGUUUUCAACAAGAAGAAGCAAGAAUAUUUUGAAGCAACCGCUGAGACAGUAAGAGGACUCAUCGGAGAGCUAAAGCAAUGCAGCCGAGCCGCACAAGUUCCAACAUCAUCACGCAGUCAGGUUGAUCAGGAUAAAUGUUUCCAGCUUCAACAGACACUUUGCGACGUUCUCGCCAAGCGGGGCAUUUUUGUAGAUAUUCUUGGAGAAGAAGUGAUGAAAACUGCAUCAGAGGUUCUCAAUGAAAGUCAACAAUUAAGUGAUUCUCUUUCUAAACGCCUGGUCGGUUGUGAACGAAUGCAAAUGGAGGAGCGGCCAAACCAAGGUGAAGAUGGCUGUUUAAGCGAUGAAGAUGGAACCACAUGUUUAGAUGUAGAUGAAAAAGCUGCAGACAUGUGUGAUUUUGCAUCAACACCUGCAACAGACACAGACAGUCACCAAAAUGGUGACAAAAGCCAGCAUUUAACCCAACCUCAAACCUGUCUACCAGGAGCGUUAAAGGAGGAAACUGAUCCCACCAAAUCGACUCAAGAAGACAGCUCUAUUAUGAGUAAAAGAGGAAGUAUCAUGGAGGUUAACAAAGAUGAUGAUUUAGCUAACAUUCAAGCACCGUGCUCUGACAGCAAAAUUGUGUUAGAAACAAAAGUACCUUCAUUUGGUUCAGGAAAAAUAAACCAACAGAUUUCAGCUGAGUCAGAUUAUGAUAAUCAAAGUCAACUGGGGGUGAUACCUUCUGGUAAUACUACAGAGAUAUUUACAACCGAGACGCAAAGUAUUGAAGUGUUGCACAGAGGCUUUACCUCAGCCUUGGUCUUAGAUCCAUCUGAUUCAGACAGUCCCAACAGCAGCAGUAAUUUACCUAGAAUCACAUCACUAAAAGAAUCAACUGAAUCAACCGUUCAGACCAUUUACGAUGUGGGUAAACAUCUCCCAACAGAAUCCGAUAAAUUUGAUGCCUUUAAAGAAAAACAUUCUGUGAGCUCAACAGAAGUAUUUAUGGUCAAACCUGAGGUGGAGACUGAAAGAAUGCAGCAAGAGGAAAACACGACUAUGUGCAAUCCAGAUGUGCUUAGGUGCAGUCAGGAAAAAGAUCUGACUGAAUUCCCUCAGAAAGCAACUGGAUUCUCCCCAGUAGGAGUCCAUCCAGAGUCAGACAAACCUCCCUGUAUGAAAGCUGCACAUUCAGAGGCUUUUAAGGAAGGUCUCUGUGCAAAGGAAGACAGGCAUGAUAAGCUAGUCAGUAGAAGUCAAGAUAAAGUGUUCACCGUAGUGUUGGACAUGCAUUCAUGGGACAUACAACCAAGUGGAUACACUGGGGCCAGCAGCCCAGAUGGUUUCAGGUGGUCCCUAGAGGCUCAACACUGUGAUAUAAAGCUGGAAGAUAAUUCAAACAGUGGAUUUAGUGAGAAGAAACCAACAUGUUUACCCAUUUCAGGCAGCCCUGGGUUGCAUGUUAAAGAACUGGAGUCUGAAGCAACCUCCCUGGUUUCCCAAAUUAAAAGUAAGGAGAAUCAAUCAACCCAAUCAAAGUAUGAAGAGGCGCUGACAUUGUCUAAAUCACAUACGUUUGAGACUGAGCAUUCAGCUGAAACAACAUUCCCAGUCAGCAAAAAGGAGCAGAACAUCUGUCAAGCUGAAGGAAAACCUGAGAGCCCUGCCCUGUGCUCUGCAGAAGAUCCAGUGCCAAAUCAAGGGGAAACCGAAACUGCAAUACAAAUGAAUACAAGUAACAAUAAACACAUCAUGACUGGUUACGGUGGAAUGAACACAGGUGAGGGGGCAGCGCAGGGAGGAGCUUCUGAUUCUGAAUGCACAGAUGGGAAACACUGUGCAACACCAACGGGACGAGAGAGUCCUUCACUGCUAGAUGGACAAAACAAACGGAAACCAAAUGGAGUGCUGCAGGAAACUGUGUUACCACUGGUGAAGUCUCAGAGCAGAGAAAGCAUGGAGCCUGAGAGGAACCUGCCGGGGUUACAAUGUGGUCCUGGUGCUGAAGAGCUGACAGGUGGAUCACAAGGAACCUACAACUACAGUUCCACCUUACAAGAAAGAUUAUCUGAGAUUCAAGGCUCAGUGGAGCAGAGUCACAUCAUAAAGGGGACACCUCAUAUGGACCUAAACCUAAAGUCCUCCCCUGGUGAUGCAGACAUUCGAUUAGCACGGACGGUUCAGCAUGUUUUGGCUUGCCGAUAUCAGCCAGCACAGCUAAAUAGCACAGCAAUGGCUAAACAAUUAAAGGAUGCCAGGGAAUUAAGGCAAUCUGUGCAGGAGCAAAUGGCUGCUAUCAAAAGCAAUGCAGCAACAUUUUCAGAUCCAAAGGCUUUAGAAAGAGCUGAGAAAGAAUGGAGUUCAGCCUUACUGGAUGCCUCUGCCACCGUGCAAGUCAAAGAGGCUCAGCUGGAUCAGGUUAAGCAAUAUCACCUGAAGAAGAAGAUCAUCACAGCUUUCCUUGAGGUUAUAGCAGCGGAGAAGGAAAAACUGAGCCUAAAUGCCUUGGAAAGCAGUUCCCUUCUGGCUGAAAAACUGCAUGCACUGCUGCAAACAAUGGAACAGAAGGAAUCAAUGAUAGAAGAUUUUCUCUGCUUAAGUAGCCAGUUGUCAGUCCACUUGAGUGAUGCAGAGACUUCCGUUGUUUUUGCUCAACUUGGACAUUUUCAGGAGGAAUGGAGGCUCCUUAAAGGAAGCAUCAAAAGAGCUGAUCAACAGGCAUCAAAUUCCGCAUGUCAGGCAAAGCUUAUUAUAAGCGAGACUGAAAAGCUUAAAACCAAACUUGAAGCUCUUUUGAAAUUCAAAAAUAACAAUAUAAGUUCUUCAGACCUGGAUGGUCUGACCACAGACCUAAAAGUGUACCAGCAGCUCUACCUACAUUUGCAGUCUCAGGCGGCUGUCCUCAUUCGUUUUUCUCUGGGUCAGAAGGAAAAAACUGCAAUUGAAGAAAAUCUUCAUAAUCUAAAAUCCUUGCUCUGUGUCACUAAACACAAUCUUGACUCUUUAGCAGAAAGCUGUGAAGGCAGUUCUCCAAGUAAAAUUAACAACCAACAUCAACAGUUGAUCAUUUUGAUCAAACAAGCAGAAAAUCAUAUUUUUUCUGGGAAAAGGUUGUCUCUUUCUCCUGAGCAGGCUUGUCUUCAGAUUGCUGAAAUGAGGGAAUAUCAGAUGCAAGCUUUGUCUAGACAAGAUAAGAUACAGACGCAGGUUGGAGGGCUGAGAGAUGAAGUGUCUCAAUUGGAAAAUGGAGACCCUGGAGUAUGUAAAACAGCAGACCUGAAUAAAACUCUUGUUGAAAGAUUUGAUCACGUUCUUGAAACCAUGAAAAAUGCCCUUGAUGAAAGGAAGAAAGUUUUGUGUGAGUUUUCCAGCUUGGAUGGCUGGGAAUCAGAAACAUGCAUGAAAAGAGAGUCCUGCAUCCAUGUAAGGGAUGUUUCGAAAGCUGACCUCAGUGAUUUAGAGAGGGAGCUGAAAAGUCAUCAGUCAGCAGCAGUCAAGUUGGAGACCAAACUCAAAUUAGUGGAUUCACUUUCAGAGCGAUGCACAAAAUUAGCUGUCGAGCUGAGUCUUUGUGAGAACCUUUACCUUGUCGACAGGCUUUCAGGCCUUUGGGCAGAAUUCCAUGGACAGCUAGCUCAUGAGAAAGCCAUUUGCUGGGAACUGGAGGUGCUAAUCCAUGAGAGAACAUCCUCUAAUGAGGAGUUAUCGACCAUCAAGGCUAACUUAGAGCAAACAUCUCUUGCUUUGGAGAAACAGAACUUCUCUUUGACUGAUCUGAAUAAUACUCUGUCAGUGAUUACACAUUUACAGCACAAGCUAAUAGAACAUCAGUGGGAGGUUCAAGGGCUUCAACAUUGCCAGGAGGAUCAAAGAAACUCUGUGCUGUGCCUCAUUGGGGAACUGAAUGACCAGUGCAAAAUUCGAAGAAUAAAUGCUGUUGAUCAAAGCAGAUACUUAUACCUCAGAGGACAAACGGAGGCAUCCAUGGAAUGUACCAAAAGGCAAAUCGAGGAGGCUAAAAAUCAGUCAGUGAGCAUUGCUAAGAGAUUAAGACUGUGUCGGACAUUGCUGGUUGAACUUACCCUGGUCAGUAUUCAAUGUCAGGAUACCACCAAUCAGUUGGAAGCUAUAGCCAAUGAGUUGCAGUCAACUGAGCUUCAUUCAGAGAGGGAAAAGCUUCAGCACAUGGUAGAAACGCUGAACUCCUGGGAGCAUUCUGUCACGGACGAUAUGAAAAAUCUGGAGGCACAGCUUUUGACAGGUCUUCAAUUUUCAUUUGAACUUCCCACAUUGAUGGAGCUGUUACAGAGAGCUAAGAGGCAACUGGAAAAAAUCAAACAAGUCCAGGUAGAUGAAAAAGCAAUAGAUAAUGCCAUAUCACAGUGCUGCUUCAUUAGGACAAAUGUAGAGUCUGGGAUGCGAGUGUUGGAAAGCCUGGCACAGAAAGAUAACCUCAACCUGGAAGACUACAAGGAGCUGUAUUCUCUCAGAGACGUUGUAAUGCAAGAGGGUCAUUCAUUGAUGGUCAAUCUGUCUCAGGCCAGGGAAUCCUUUAAAGACUAUCAAUGGGCUGCUCAAGGAGCAAUAGGUUUCCUUCAUAAUGCAGAGGCAACCUUCUUGUCUGCUCCAGGGGGGUUUUUGGAUUGUACCCAGGAGCAAAGACAGACCCAAGAAGCUUUGGAGGUUCUUGAAGAUGGCUUUCAAGCUCACAUUCACCAUCUUGUGGAAAAGGUGCCCCAGCAUAGCUGCCUCUCAUGGCCAGAGACUGAGAGCCUUCAUAUCAGCAUCCUCAGCCAGUUGCUAGUUGGGAGAGCUGUUUUGGAAGCUCAGGCAAAACUCAGACAGGAAUGCUUGGAGAGGUGUGAAAUAAGGCAACAAACCCAUAAAAAGUGGCAUGAAGACGUUAAGCAGGAACUCUUACAUCUUGAAUCCAAAAUUUCAGAAUGUGCAUCAGAGCUGGUGACAUCAUAUGACGAGUGCAUCACUCAGCAGAAAAGAGCUAAGGUUCUAAAAGAAGAUCUUCAAACCAUGGCUGGAAAGUUGGAUGACCUGAAUGUUGGAUGUCCAGUUCAGGGUUGUGGAGUUGGAAAGGAUGGUGAGCUUGGUGCCCUCUGGAGACACUGGACGUCGUUAAGACGAGGCGUGGGCCUCCUGUUGGCCCGUGCAGAACAGAAGGGAGAGGAAUGGAAGGACAUUACAACAAGCAUGGAGCAGAGUUGCAGCUAUUUGGCCAGUCUUCAGGCUGAGCUGCCAGACGCCUCCAGUGUGAGUUUCUCUCAAAAGGAACCCCAAGAGCUUCUGGCGCAGGUGGAGCUGCACCUGUCAGGUUUGGAUCAGGAGCAGCAGGCACUUUUGUUCCUGGAACAUCGGCUGAUGCACGCUUUGGGCCUAAAGUUUUCCCAGGAUUCCAUCAACCUUGGACAGAUUGGCAACACACGGGAGAAGAUCCAAGAGAGCAUUAGGAGCUUGAAAGAGAAAAGCCUUCUUCUUAAGGCUGCAGCAGAAGAAGAGGAGAAAAAGAGACUUCAGGUUCAAGAAGAAAUACAAGAUGUAGAGAAAAAAAUGUUUGCAGUCUUAUCAAAGCUGGAAAUGAGUUCAAAUCUAAUCAAAAAGCAGGAAUUGCAAGAAAACAUUUUCUGUGUAAAGAGUCAACUUGAACUUCUCAUGGGAAGCCUGGAGAGUCGAUAUACAGAAAUCCCAACAGAUAUCGGAAAAAAGAUGCAAAAUCUCAAACAAUUUGCGCAGAAUGCCGAAGAAACGCUUUUGGAAAUGGACAACCCAGUCAGGAUUCUGUCUCGUAGAGUGAAGGAACUGGGUUCUGGUUUGGAUAAAAUAAAAACAUUACUGGAGCAGAGAAGUCCAACAAUUAAAGAAGCUCAGGAUGUCCUCAAGUGUGUGUGGGAUGAACUGGAUGCUUGGCAUAGCAGCUUAAUGCUCCUCGAGAGUGAAGUGCAGGAUCUUGCAGAAGACCACCCAAAUGAGGCCCAGGUUCUAAUGGACCAGCUCACAGAACCAUCUCAGCUCUAUCGGAAUGCAUCCCUGAUGGCUGAAAACCGCACCUCCUUCCUCAGCAAGAUUCCAGCCUGCCUUCAAGAGUUUGAAGACACAACAGACAGAGCGUCCAGCUGGAUAGCAGAAGCUCAGUCAUGGCUCAGCACUCCCUGCAUGUUUACAACAGCUAAAAGUCUGCACAAUCAUGUCAAGUAUAUACAGUUGAUCCUGGAGGACUCGAAGAGGAUCAGACAGACCCUGAAAACGUUUAAAUCAAUGCUGGAGGAGAUCUCUGCUGUGUGUGACGUCAGCAGUCAGGAAGAAAGGCUGGACCAAAGAGACCAAGAGGUUCAGGAAAUGCUACAGACCAUCAUUCAGCCACUCGCAGAACUUCAGCAGCUCACUGAGAUAGUAGAGAUGGUUGAAGCUGACAUUAAGGGUAUGGAGAAAAACGUCACAAAAAUAAGGACCAUAUUAUACUCCAUGGACAAUGAAGACAUAACUCUGACCGAACAUCUCUACCACUGUGAGGCAGUAUUGUCCCAGAUUCAGACAAUGCAGCAGAGGUUAGAAGAUAUGGAGAAUUGGAAAAUGGAGGUCAACUUCCCUGAAAGAGCAGAAAACCUGGUGGUCUUCUCCAAAGCCAGAGUGCUUAUUGAACAGCUGGAUGAGUUGGAGCAAAUAACCAUGGAGCAAAAGUCUCUGCUGGAGAGCAAAAUAGAGGAACAAGAAUCAACUGUCUCUAGUUCUCCUGAAGAGAUACAGGUGCUGGAGAAUCCUGCUCAUAGAGGCUUUUACCAGGAGGCUUUUGAGGUGUCUUAUUCUGAGGAAGAGGAGGAUGAGGGAGAUGAGAGUCACUCUUCUUCCUCUGACACUCUAACAUGCAGUAUUCCAGAGGACCUGGAGGAGACGAUCAAUCUUUCACAUGAACAAAGGGAGGAUAUGUCUGAAAUGAAUCCUCAGGAUACUGUAAAGGAGGUGGAGAGCACGGCUCAUGAAGCAGACAAAUAUCCAGAAGAGCCUGGAGGUGGUGUUUUGUAUUUGAAGCCUGGGUUUGAAGAAAUGUUUGGUCAGAAUGCUGGAACUGGAGAUGUGAAAGAAAAGGUUUACCAAACCUUUAUUCCUGAAACUGUGACUGAGAGUGGUUUGAAUGAUGAACCCGUUACUACAGAUGAAAGGAACAUUACUGCAGCUUCUUCAGCCUUGCAAGAAUCAUCAAAACAGGAGACAUUUGACAUCAGUCCACAAAUAAACUCACCUUUGAUAGAAACUGCAGUUAAAGAAACACAUCUGAUUCCUUCAAGACCUAUUACGCCAUUUUGGAGGAAGAAACCCUGCGAUGAGCACAAAGAAGAUGAUGACACACACCUAUGUUUGUCUCCGACUAACCAUUCACAUGCGGAAGUCUUAAAAGGUCUGAAAGAGCCAAAAGAAGUCAAUUUAAGUACCUAUAGAGGAAUAAAAGGAACUCAAAAAUCCAAGGAAAUUCCUGAUGCUACACCUGGUUCUCCUGGUUACGAAGAUGAUGUGGAUAAUCUGCCCUGGAGUCAUCUUUGUACCCAUAUUUCCACAAAACUGAGCUUUUUAAGAAGAGCUUUGGACGACAAGCAAACCAUGAUCUUUACAGAUGAUGGAGAGAAAAGGAAAACGGUUUCAGAGGAAGAGAUAUCUGCUUCAUCCGCUUUACAACAAAUACAUGACACCACUGCUAUGAUGGGACAAAUGCUUUAUGAGGUGACGGCCUCAAGUUCUCCCCAUCUAGAUGUAAAGAAGAAGAUGUAUGAGACUUUGCAGAGGGUCCUCCAUUGUCUCAACUCAUUAACCCACCUUCUGACUCCUAAGGAAAGCUUAGCAGGGGACCCUCAGUUGAUGCUGCUGCAGCUGGAGUGUUUAUCAGCUCAGCUGGUUACUAUGACUGAGCUGAUGGGUAAAAUGGAAUCGCAGAUCAGACCUUCUUUACUGGUGGAAGAAUCAGAAGCUCAAAGCUGUUUGACGUCCCUUCAGGAUUAUCUUCAUAUGGUCCAGCUUCUCCUCAACUCCUCCCACAAUCAGCUGGUGAAACACUCAGGGCUACAGAACCAAGAUCAGACUGUCUUCCUCCUGAAACAGGUGGAAGACAGUUUAACAGCAAAAUGGACCAGCCAUAUUCCCAACCGCAGCAAACUUCAAGUUGCUCUCUGCAGACGCAAGAAACUCCUCCAGGUCUUCAGAUCCCAGCUGUCUUUUCUUCAGUUUAUUUUCCAACAUGAACCUAAUGCACUCAAGAGCCAAGAAGAUGAAUGGCUGCAUCUGGAGGCCAGGGCUAAAGAUCUGCAGCAACAAGUUCUGGAGGAAGAAAUUACUUCUCAAAAGAGACUUAAGGAUUGGAUCCGUUGGGAAAAGCUUUGUGGUCAACUUGGAGGGAUGUUGGAUGAGUCUGAAGCCUUUAUAGGUAGAGAACCUGAAGGAGAUGAUGAUGAUGAGGAGGAGACAAUAGAACGGAGACUACAUGCCUGUGAGCAAACUCUGCUCCAGCUGGAAGAGAGCAGAGCUCUGUUGGGUGCGCUUCUGGAUCACAGGGCGGUUCUGCAGGCAGAGCCAUGGUUCAGUACCUGGGUCAGACCGGCAGGGGGCGCUCUGGAGCUGAGAUGGAAAAGUGUCUACAGACAUAUAGAACAAGAGAUCCUGCGCCUAAGAAACAUCCAGGAAAGCAGGUCCAGAUUCCAGGCCGACCUUCCUUUGGUCAGUGAAUGUCUGCUCGGUGCCAGCAAACACCUGAAGACUUUGUCAGAUCUGGCAGAUUCCUCAAACCUGAGUCAGGAGACUCUUCAAAGAAGUUUGGUUGAGCUGCUGGACCUCUCCAUGGAGCUGGAAGCCACGUCUGCACAGAAAGAGUCACUUUCCAAAGAGGUCACUCGACUUCUCCACCUAAAGGAAGUUGAUUGUCCUGAACUGAGAGGUCAGAUCUUACAGCUGGAGGCCAACUGCACCCAGCUGACCUCUGACCUUUCCAAGAUACAGGAGCUUCUACUACAGCGCCUGGUGCCUGCCCAGCCACCACUAAAUAUGCUGCCUAGACUGGAGAAGUGGAUGAAGGAAAGGGAAGCGCAGCUGAACCAGCAGAAGGAAAGAGUCCCGAAGGCCCAAAACGCAGCUGAGAUUGCUGAAAUUCUGCAGCACUGCCGGGUGUUAAGGAUAGCUGUGGGCAGUCUUCAACAACUCAUUGAUUUUAUGUCUCAGCCUGGCGCUAAUGUGGCGACAGAAAAUGUCCAAACUCGCCGCUUUGAAUGCACAACCUUCGCAGAGAAGCUCGGCAGUGUUAGACUUCAGUGGCUGCUCCUUCAGAGGGAGCUGGACAUCCAGAUUCACGAACUAGAACACAUCCAUCACGCUUGUGCAGAACGAGAAAGACAUCUGCAGAGACUGCACAGCUGGACGGAACAGCAGAAAAGUAGAAUGAAUCAGUGGAAACAGUCCACUGGUCAAACUUUGGCUCGCUAUGCGGUUGUAGAGUUGGAGGCUGAUCUUAGCAGAAUCAAGGAGGUUUCUGCAGCUCUGCAGGAACUGAAAACAGUACAAAUACAUUAUGAGAAGGAAAAAAAGCUCCUGUGUGAUGGGAUCUUCUGUGAUCAAGCAGAGAGUGUGAGAAGGACUUGUAUUGAUCUUUAUCAACAGAUGGAAGAUAUCAAACCAGUUCUUGAAGAAACCGUGGAGAAGUGGACAUGUUUCCACAGAGCUCUGGGGGAUGUUGCCUUGUAUACCACUAGGGCGUGCUGUGCCCUGCAGCAGCAGCAGGCACCACUCUUCUCCCUGCAGCAGGCUGAAGGAUACUUAGGAAUCCUUGAGGACCUCCAGGUGAAGGUGGAGGCAGAGGGAGAGCAAUUUUGGACGGCUGCAGACAAAUCCUACAAGGGGCUUGUGGAAACUCUCCCUGAUGGAUCAGCGCAGCCACUUAGUGAUCAAGUAGAGGAGCUGCGAAAAGGAUCGAAGGACAUUCUCCAAGAGAUAAGAGAUGAGCAGAAAAAGAUUAGACAGACCAUCUCCCUUUGGCAUGAUUAUGCUAAGCUUUCUCAGAGCAUUUUUGGACGCCGGCAACACCUGUGGAAUGAAUGGGAGACAAGUUCUUCACCUGGAAAUGAUGCAGAAGCAUCAGUUUGCUCACUGAAGAGGCUGCAGGAUGCUGCUGAAGAGCUACAGAACAAUGCGGGAGAUGUAGUGGCAGCCUCCAAAGGUCUUCUUGGACGACUUGAACCGUUAUCUGCUAGUUUAAUUAAAUCAGAGGCUAGAUUACUGACCCGUGAUAUCCUUCUGCUGAACCAGGCAAUAUCAGGAAAAAGACAAAAUCUUGAGGAGGAUUUGGAACUAGAGACCCUUGGCUUGUAUGAUACAGAUCCUCUACAGGCUCUUUUAAAACUUAGCAAUACCAUUCCAUCGCUAGAAGACGUUAGAGAGACGAGUGGCAACAUCAACAUCGACGAGGAGAUGGAGAGAGUUCAGCCAAUCAGCAGGCAGUGGAUGGAAACCUUUACCCAGGCAACAGAUGAAAACAAAACCUUGCAAGGCAAGCCUCACAGCACCCGUGACUUUCAAGAAAAGAGGGAAAAACUGAAGCGUAUCCAGGAGAACUUGGAGCGAGAAUCAGCAUGCAGAAAAUCUCUGAGUUACUCAAACCUUAAACAGAUACUGAUUGUCCAUCAGAAUCUUCAGGCUGAGGUCAUAAAUGGGCAUCAGCUCCUUCAAGGUCUUCUCUGUGAUGCAGUCAAGGCCACAGAAACUGAAACUGGAGAAAAAAGGUCUGAACUUAUGCGUGAAGCGGCCUGUUUAAGGAGGAGCUGGUCCAGUUCUGUGGCUCUAGCUGCAGAUAACUGGUGUCUGACUAAGGAGCAUCUGAAGUUGUGGAGAAAAUACCAACAUGGUUUUAAACAGCUAAAGAAGCUAUUCAGAGAGGUGGACUCUAUUCUGCCCCCUACAGGACCAUGUCUUCACACAGUGCAGCAGCUGCACUUCUAUCAAAAUGUUCACCCGCUUAUUGACGACUCUCUAGGUCUGCACUCCUCUGUGUACACCCAGACUGUGGAAGCUGGGAACUGUUUGUGUGAAAUCGUUACAGAGUCAGAAAGUCAGAAUCAGCUGCAGUCAGAGCUUCAGGAUCUACAGAAGGCCUGGGAGCGAACCGCCUCCCACCAAAGAAAGAACAGAGAUCUGAUUAAUAACACCGUACAGAUGUGGUCUCGGAGUCAGAAAGAAACAAGCAACAUCUUGUCUGGACUGGACAAGGUGAGCCAUCUGCUUGCUGAAGGGCCAGAAGACUCCAAGGAAGAAGCACAGGUCCAGGAGGCUGAGCUCCUUCUGCAACAUUUGGAGGGCGGACUGAGGGAGCUGGCCACCAUGAAGACGGACCUGUCCCAGUAUGUUGCCGCCAGUGACUCUGCUCUGCUGGAGCAACAGCUGGAACUGCUCCACACUCAGUGGGAAGAGCUGUGCUUGAAGGUGUCCUUACGCAGACAGGAAAUCGCUGACCGCCUUGAUGCCUGGACCAUUUUUAAUGACAAGAACAAAGAGUUCUGUGAUUGGCUGAUGCAGAUGGAGAACAAGGUGUGCCACAGUGCAGAUCUGUGCAUAGAGGAAAUGGUGGAGAAACUGAAAAAGGAUUGUAUGGAGGAAAUUAACUUGUUCAGUGAGAACAAGAGCCACCUGAAGCAGUUGGGAGAACAGCUGCUGUUAGCCAGCGACGAGGCCAAGCAGACCCAGGUCUGUGGGUCGCUACAAGAAGUCAAUCAGCGAUGGCAAAACCUCUUUCCGCAAAUUGAAGCCAGGGUGAAGAAGCUAAAGGAGACUCUGGCGAAGUUGCAGCAGCUGGAUAAGAACAUGAGCAACCUGCGCUCAUGGCUUUCACGCAUCGAGGCCGAGCUGUCCAGACCAAUCACCUACAGCGUCUGCCAUGAGAAGGAGAUCCAGAAGAGGCUCGCUGAACAGCAGGAUCUGCAGCGGGACAUUGAGCAGCACACGGAAGGUGUAGCAUCAGUCCUCAGUCUGUGUGACACCUUGCUGCAUGAUGAUGAUGCUGCAGGCGGCUUCGAGGCGGAGAGCGACUCCCUGCAGGAAACUAGCCGCAGCCUAGACCAACAAUGGAGGACCAUCUGUGCUCUAGCGCUGGAAAGAAGGCUCAGGAUCGAGGAAACUUGGACGCUCUGGUGCAAGUUCCUUAACGACUACUCCCACUUCGAGGAUUGGCUCAAGAUAGCCGAGAGAAUGGCUGCCAGUCCAAACUCUGCAGACGUUCUCUAUUCUGUAGCCAAGGAGGAGCUCAAGAAGUUUGAGGUUUUCCAAAGGCAGGUUAAUGAGCGGCUGACUCAGCUGGAACUCAUCAACAACCAGUAUCGCCGCCUGGCCCGGGAGAACCGCACUGACAGAGCCAGCCAGCUGAAAGCCAUGGUCAGAGAGGGCAACCAGCGCUGGGACAGCCUGCACCGCCGGGUGGCUGCCAUCCUACGCAGGCUAAAGUUUUUUACCAGCCAAAGGGAGGAAUUUGAAGGCACCAGGGAGAGUAUGCUUGUUUGGCUGACUGAACUGGACUUGCAGCUUACCAACGUGGAACAUUUUUCAGAGAGCGACGUCCAUCAGAAGAUACAACAGCUCAAUAGUUUCCAAAAGGAGAUCACCCUGAACACUGAGCGUAUUGACGGGUUGAUAGUGUUUGGUGAGGCUCUGAUCCAGAAAAGUUCACCGCAGGAUGCGGCUCUGAUAGAGGAUGAGCUGGAGGAGCUUCACUCUUACUGCCAGGAGGUUUUCAGCAGGCUGGUCCGCUUCCACCAACGUCUGAGUCAGCCCCCGAGGAUCAGAGAGGAACCAGACAUCACUGAUCUCACCUUUUCACUGGAAUCAAGCCUGGAGCUGAUUGGUCGACCGUGGCUUGGGAGGCAAUUAAGUCUGCCGGCCACGCCCACCCACCUGCUCAGCUCUCCUCUGGAGUGUUCAGGGCGGGAGACCCCGGUGAGCGUUGACUCCCUGCCUCUGGAGUGGGACCACACCGGAGACGUGGGAGGGUCAUCAUCCCAUGAGGAUGACGAGGAAGAUGAAGAACACAAAGAUGGGGGGGCUUACUUCAGUGCACUAUCAGUUUCAAGCAGAUCUGUUCUUGAUCAUUCAUGGAGAACACCGGAAACCACAGCAGCUCAUCUGGAAGCAGAGGGACAGGCUGAGCCCAGUCCUGCUCUAACAAGCACUCCUCUGAAAGAUGGUUAUCUGCAGCUCAUGUCCCAGUGCAGCGGCAGCAUCGAGAACAUAAAGAGAGUCUCGCUCAUCCUGGAUGAUGAUGAUGAGGAGCAGCCAGAUGAGUUUGGUUUGACCGGACUGAACGCUUCAGACAACCAAUCAGGUGUUAUUGAACGCUGGGAGCUGCUCCGGGCCCAGUCAAGGUGCAGUCAGCAGUCAGACACUCAGGAUCCUCAGCAGAUUACUGUUGACUUGGACAGAAUGACUUCCUGGUUAGAAAACGUUAUCCCUGAGCUGGACCGCCUGCGGCAGUCAGAACCAGAAGGUGGCAUAGAGGACAUCGAAGUCAGAGCCAAAGAGCUGAAGGAAAUGGAAAAGGUGUUUUGCCACUACAAGACCAUCAUGCUGUCUGUCAACCUGCAGGCCAAAGAGGCACCAGAGCUACAGGACAGACUGACCAGGGUGAACGCAGACUGGAGCAGAGCCUGUACAGGACUGCAGCAGUGGGACCACAGCCUGAGAAAGAAGCUGAUUCGCUGCCAAGAGUUUCAUGAAACCCUUCACUCUCUGCUGCUGUGGCUCCCCUGGGCUGAGAGCAGAUGCUGUGCAGUUGACAUAAAGCACCCAGAAACAAGUGUUAAAGCACUGCAAAAACAACAAAACACGCUGAGGGAGUUGCAGGUGGAGCUGCGAGGCAGACAGGCUAACCAGGCCUCCCUUCAGGCUCUCUGGUCUCAGCUCCAGCCCAAAGACGGUGCAGAGGAGAUGGAUGAAGCCCAGGAGAAGCUGCAUGUGACGUGUAACAAGCUGAGGCAGCUCACUAAGAAAGUGGACCAGGACCUCAGCAUUCUGCAGCAGCGCUUGUUGAUUCAGGAUGCUGAUGGUGCUGAAGCAGACACAUCUCAGGAGGCUGACUAUUCCAAAACAGAAUCCUCCCUUCAAAGGUACGGUGCAUGCAGAGAAUGCAUGUUUCUGCGCAGUGCAACACAUUCAAGAUGGACUUUUUUUUUUUUGACUCCAUUUGUGUUUUGCAGGCAAAGGGACUCAUCCCCACCUCGAUCGUUCUUUUACCGCCUCUUUCGGGCCAUCUUCCCCCUCCAGCUCCUGCUGCUGCUUCUUCUGCUCCUCCCCUGCCUGAUUCCCUUGUCAGAAAGCGACUCCAGCUGCACUGUGACCAACAACUUCGCCAGAUCCUUUUACCCCAUGUUGCACUACACUAACGGGCCGCCGCCCACCUAAUAGAGACUUGAAUUGAACGGAAGACAUUUCCCAAGAACGCAUGAGGGACCUUUCAGGAAAAGUAUCAGCCAAAGUAAUAAAAAUAAAAAAGAAAGCAAAACAAAAGUAUUAAAACCCCUUACACUUCCAUUUCAACUAAAUUCAUCAAAGUAUGUUACUUUUUUUGAAAGAUCAACACAAAGGAGCACAUAACUUAAGUGGAAAUUCUGAAAAUUUCUUUUGAACAAAGACCAGAAACUUGU